GAGCUGGGGAAAUACGGUCUGCUCUAUUACAAUGCACUGUUUAUGAUCCUGCCCACCUUGACCAUUGCCUACUUCACUGGAGAUGCGCAGAAGGCGAUGGAUUACCAGGGCUGGGCAGACACAUUCUUCAUUGUGCAGUUUAUGCUGUCGUGUGUAAUGGGGUUUAUUUUGAUGUACUCCACGGUUCUUUGCACUCAGUAUAAUUCUGCUCUUACAACUACAAUAGUUGGCUGCAUUAAGAAUAUUUUAGUAACCUAUAUUGGGAUGUUUUUUGGAGGAGACUAUAUUUUUACAUGGAUGAACUUCAUUGGUCUAAAUAUCAGUAUUGCUGGAAGCCUGGUGUAUUCCUACAUCACUUUCACGGAGGAGCAAAUGAGCAAGGAGUCUGAAGCUGGCAGCAAGAUGGAUAUUAAAGGAAAAAGCUCUGUGUGA
Molecule: messenger RNA, 432 nt
Organism: Nestor notabilis (Kea)
Lineage: Eukaryota; Metazoa; Chordata; Aves; Psittaciformes; Psittacidae
Gene: SLC35D1
Product: solute carrier family 35 (UDP-GlcA/UDP-GalNAc transporter), member D1
Exons: 5
Cellular component (GO): Golgi apparatus
Molecular function (GO): GDP-fucose transmembrane transporter activity; antiporter activity
Source: RefSeq, a predicted model, not a curated record